Messenger RNA from Schistocerca nitens (vagrant locust), 438 nucleotides. Its product is annotated as zinc finger HIT domain-containing protein 3-like. The record is from RefSeq and is a predicted model, not a curated record. The transcript has 2 exons. The coding region runs from base 1 to 438 and encodes 145 amino acids. Gene Ontology annotation, molecular function: protein binding. NCBI's taxonomy places the organism in Eukaryota, Metazoa, Arthropoda, Insecta, Orthoptera, Acrididae.
AUGACAAUUGUUUGCAACGUAUGCGAGCUUGGAAAAUCGAAAUAUAAGUGUCUGGAGUGUCUGAUUUCUUAUUGUUCUCUUGACUGCCGGAAGAAUCACAAAUCUUUAACAACAUGUAAGCCUGUAACAUACAGACAUACAGAAUCCACAUCGGGAGAUGAUGUUGCUUUGGAGAAGUUACAAGCAUUACCGGAGUCAGAUGAACUUAAAGAUGUUUUAAAAUACCACGAAUUGAGAGAGAUGUUAACAGCAACUGAUAAAUUUAAACAUCCUUCACAAGCAAUUCUGGCAGCAAUGAUCGAACGUAUGUUUGCCGAAUUUGCUGACAUUUGCCUGAAAAUUGUUGAGCCUCCAGCAGAAAGAAAAAUCUCUUUGUAUACUCGGAAUGUCUUUUCUCCACGUAUCAUUUGUAUGUACUGCAUUACGUUCUUUGCUUGA